GUCAAACUGUCUUCUCUGUCGCUGCACGUCCUUCUGGCCCAGUUGAGUCCCCUUCUGGCAGGUUUUGACCUCAUGGACGAGCGUUCAAAGGAGGCGGAGGAGGAAGAGGAGGAAGGAGAGGAUGAGGAAGAGUCGGUGGAGGUGACUUCGAGCCUCCUGCAUGCCCAAGAGGGCCGUCUGCGCUUCUGCAGUUCUCAGGUGGCUUCUGUCGUGCAAAAGAUCUGCUUUGAAACUGGUACCUCUUUCGGGCGUUUCAACUCCACCCGACGCCUUGGCUACACGACACCCGCGAGCAGUCGUCUGAUGACGGCGCGCAGAUUCAAGACUGAAUCGGGCGGUUUUAGAGCGGCACCGCCUCCAACGCCCCAGCUCUUCAACACGCCGAAUCGCCUCCAGGCCUACCUGCUGUUGUUGAUAGAGUUUGCUAAGGACACGAACGAUGCUGUCUACUACGCUUUUCAUGCUGGUCAACUCGACUUUGUGCGUUCGAUGCUGUCCUCUGUAGACUAUCUCCAGAAGAAGGCUAUUAAGCACGACACAUCCUCUCUUCUGGAGGAGUACCUUGGAUUUUCAACUAUGUCUCCCGAAAUCAUUGCAGCAUGGAAAGCUGAAGUCCUUCAAGAUGAGCACGACGCGUUCCAGGCCUGCCGGGCCUACGUGCUGCGUUCCUCUGGCCUACUUGCUAAAUUUCCUCGACUGACGGCCCAACUGCUGAUCGAAAACAGUCCUGACUUGGGUAUGAUAGGUGCCAAGAGUAUAGAGGCCAUGCAAUUGCCCUAUCAUGUCGUUAGAUUCAACAAGUCAAGUAUCAAUGUGAUGCCAUCGCCGGCCAUUGUCUUUCGGCCAAAUUGUGCCACUGGUUUGGCCUCGCCCACCUCAAUUACGGCUACUUCUGACGGCGCUCUCCUUGCUUGCGGCUCCGAAAAUGGAAGCAUCAGUCUCCUAGAUUCAUCCAGUGGAAAGUCGUCCGUUCUUUUAUGCUGCUAG
Molecule: messenger RNA, 987 nt
Organism: Dibothriocephalus latus
Lineage: Eukaryota; Metazoa; Platyhelminthes; Cestoda; Diphyllobothriidea; Diphyllobothriidae
Source: the annotation of a GenBank genome assembly